Chanos chanos (milkfish) is the source of this 5708-nucleotide messenger RNA. RefSeq names its product PHIP subunit of CUL4-Ring ligase complex (gene phip). Gene Ontology annotation, cellular component: nucleus. Gene Ontology annotation, biological process: cytoskeleton organization; regulation of transcription by RNA polymerase II; regulation of cell shape. The coding region runs from base 33 to 5507 and encodes 1824 amino acids. Gene Ontology annotation, molecular function: protein binding. The record is from RefSeq and is a predicted model, not a curated record. The transcript is spliced from 40 exons. NCBI's taxonomy places the organism in Eukaryota, Metazoa, Chordata, Actinopteri, Gonorynchiformes, Chanidae.
CGCCUUCUCCUUCACCUUAAAACAACAUAAACAUGGCUCAUGACAGUAAACACAUCGCACAGUUGAAAUCUGAACUGUACUUCCUAAUCGCCCGAUUUUUGGAAGCUGGACCUUGUCAAAAUGCGGCAGAGACCCUGAUACGGGAGGUUCAAGAGAAGGAGCUGUUGCCUAAAAGAACGGAUUGGACGGGAAAGGAACACCCGGGGAGUUACGAAAAUUUGGUGAAGUUGUACAAGCACAUCUCUCCAGAUCACCUGUUGCGAGUGUGUGAGCGUGUGGGACCUCUGUUAGAGAGAGAGGUGCCGGCCAGUGUCCCAGGGGUUCACUCAUUACUGGGAGCAGGACGUCAGUCUUUACUGCGCACCAACAAGAGCUGCAAACACGUGGUAUGGAAAGGUUCUGCCCUCGCAGCCCUGCACUGUGGCAGGCCUCCCGAGCCGCCAGUCAUCUAUGGGAGCCCGCCCAAUAUCGUGGAGACCACUUACAGUCGGAGACUGAAUGGGACGUACCGAUUGGGUCAGUUGGUUCCCACAGCCAUAUACCAACAUAUGAAGAUGCACAAGAGGAUCUUGGGACAUCUGUCCUCGGUCUACUGUGUCACCUUCGACAGGACCGGCCGCCGCAUCUUCACGGGCUCAGACGACUGUCUGGUGAAGAUCUGGGCCACAGACGACGGGCGUUUGUUGGCGACAUUGCGAGGACACGCAGCAGAAAUCUCGGACAUGGCGGUGAACUACGAGAACACGCUGCUGGCGGCAGGAAGCUGUGAUAAAAUGAUCAGAGUGUGGUGUCUGCAGACCUGUGCCCCUCUCGCUGUGCUGGAGGGUCACGCCGCAUCCAUCACGUCUCUGCAGUUCUCUCCCCUCUGCAGUGGCAAUAAGAGGUUCCUCUCCUCCACUGGUGCUGAUGGCACCAUCUGUUUUUGGCAGUGGGACGCACGCACACUCAAAUUUGGGCACAGACCCAGUAAGUUCACUGAGAGGUCUCGUCCUGGCGUUCAGAUGAUCUGCUCGUCUUUCAGUGCAGGGGGCAUGUUUUUGGCCACGGGCAGCACGGAUCACAUCAUAAGGGUGUAUUACUUUGGUGACGGCCAACCGGAUAAGAUUGCAGAACUAGAGUCACACACGGAUAAAGUUGACAGCAUCCAGUUCUCCCAUGGAGGAGACAGGUUUGUCAGCGGAAGCAGAGACGGCACAGCGCGGAUAUGGCAGUUACAGCAGCAGGACUGGAGAAGCAUCCUACUGGACAUGGCCACCAAACUGCCGGGCAAGUACAACCCACCUCCUUUGGAAGACAAAGUCACCAAACUCAAAGUUACCAUGGUAGCCUGGGAUCGCCAUGACAACACAGUCAUCACCGCGGCCAACAACCUCACACUGAAGGUGUGGAACUCCUACACAGGACAUCUCAUUCACAUUCUAAUGGGCCAUGAAGAUGAGGUGUUUGUUUUGGAGCCCCACCCGUUUGAUCCCAGAGUGCUGUUCUCAGCAGGGCAUGAUGGGAACGCCAUCGUGUGGGAUUUAGCACGAGGAGUCAAAAUACGUUCUUACUUCAACAUGAUUGAGGGCCAGGGCCACGGAGCUGUGUUUGACUGUAAGUGUUCUCCGGACGGUCAGCACUUUGCCUGCACAGACUCUCACGGUCACCUCCUCAUCUUUGGCUUCGGCUCCAGCAGCAAAUACGACAAGAUAGCAGAUCAGAUGUUUUUCCACACGGAUUACCGGCCGCUGAUCCGGGACGCCCAUAACUAUGUGCUGGAUGAGCAGACUCAACAGGCUCCACACUUGAUGCCGCCACCGUUCCUGGUGGAUGUGGAUGGGAACCCCCACCCUCCACGUUACCAGCGCCUGGUGCCCGGCCGAGAGAACUGCCGGGAGGAGCAGCUCAUUCCGCAGAUGGGCCUUACCUCAUCAGGUUUGAAUCAGGUGGUGAGUCAGCAGGCAGCGGAGGGGUCCAGUCCUCUGGACAGUAUGAUCCAGAGACUCCAGCAGGAACAGGACCAGAGACUGGGCUCUGAUACCAGAGCAAGCCGAGGUUCUGUAAGUUCGGCUGCAGAGGUCUCCUCUCCUCCUAACGUGGGUCUGAGGCGCAGUGGGCAGAUAGAGGGGGUCAGACAGAUGCACAGUAAUGCCCCCCGCAGUGAGAUGGCCACUGAGAGAGACCUGGUCGCCUGGAGCAGAAGAGUACUGGUCCCCGAGUUACCGGCCGCUAUCGCCAGUAAACAGGAGGUGUGGAGGACUGCUAAAGGAGAAGAGGAGAUUAACAUCUACAGAUCAGAGAGGAGAAGACGCAAUUUACAUUACCACAGAGAGAACAGGCAACAUGCUCAGGAGAGCACGGCAGAGGAGGGACGCCGUUACCAAGGAAACCAGCAUAACUACCACACUCGGUUGGCUGUGGAGGAGACGAGUCGCCAGAGUGAGCCCAAUGAGGAGGAGCACAGCACCUCAGAGGGAGAAGCUGAUGCCCGGCCUGCGAGUGGAGAGACGUCAGAUGAGGAGAAAGAAGAGAAGGAACCUUGGCCUGACGACCACAGCAGUUCCAGCGAUUACUCAAGUGACUACUCAGACUGGACGGCAGAUGCGGGUAUUAAUUUGGAACCUCCGAAGAAAACGAGUCGACUUAAGAAGAAGAAUGCCAGCAGCUCAGAGGAGGACGGCGAAAAGAAGAAAGAUAAAGAUGCCAAAAAAGAGAGAAAGAAAGAAAAACAAGACAAAGAUGGAGCUCUACCAAAGAAAAAAAAGCCAAAAGAACGGAGGAUGAAGGUGAGUAGAGAAUUGCCGGAGCAGGGUCUGACUCUGGAGGAGUGGUUACCAUCUGCCUGGAUCACCGACACUGUGCCACGCAGAUGCCCCUUCACUCCACAGAUGGGCGACGAGGUGUAUUACUUCCGUCAGGGGCAUGAGGCUUAUGUGGAAAUGGCCAAACGAAACAAGAUCUUCAGCAUCAACCCCAAGAAACAGCCCUGGCACAAAAUGGAGCUCCGGGAGCAGGAGCUGAUGAAGAUAGUUGGGAUUAAGUACGAGGUGGGUCUGCCUACACUCUGCUGUCUGAAGCUGGCCUUCUUAGACCCAGACACAGGCAAACUCACGGGCGGCUCGUUCUCCAUGAAAUACCAUGACAUGCCUGACGUUAUUGACUUCCUGGUGCUGCGUCAGCAGUUUGACGAGGCCAGACAGCGUCAGUGGAGGAUAGGUGACCGGUUCCGGUCUGUUAUCGAUGACGCUUGGUGGUUUGGAACGAUUGAGAGCCAGGAGCCCUUUCAGCCUCAGUAUCCAGACAGCCUGUUCCAAUGUUACAACGUCUGUUGGGACAAUGGAGACACAGAGAAAAUGAGUCCGUGGGACAUGGAGGAGAUUCCCAAUGAGGCUGUGUUUCCAGAUGAGCUGGGGUUGAGUGUCCCUCUGACUGAGGAGGAGCACAGGGCUCUGCUGUAUAAGCCUCUGGAGGGAGAGUGGGGCUCACGCACACGUGAUGAAGAGUGUGAACGCAUCAUCGCCGGAAUCGACCAGCUCUGCACGUUAGAUGUGGCUGCUCCUUUUGCAUCACCAGUGGAUCUGCAGGCAUAUCCCACAUACUGCACUGUAGUUGCCUAUGUUACUGACCUGAGCACCAUCAAGAAUCGCCUGAAAAACCGAUUCUACAGGCGAAUGUCGUCUCUGAUGUGGGAGGUUCGUUACAUCGAACACAAUGCACGGACGUUUAACGAGCCUGGAGCCUUCAUCGUCAAAACAGCCAAAUUUGUGUCUGACCUCAUGCUGCAGUUUAUCAAGGACCAAAGUUGCACUGAUAUUAUUCCACUGUACAACAGUAUGAAGAAAGCAGCAUUCUCUGACACAAGUGAUGAUGAAGACGAGGACGAGGAACCUGAUGCUCCUGGUACGUCAACACGCACAAAGAAGGGCCAGCGACAGCCCAUGCUGAGGACUCUGAGGAAUAAGGCCCAGUGUCAGGACCCUCAGGCCUGGAAAGAGAGAUGUAAAGAACUCCUGGACCUCAUCUUUCAGUGUGAAGACUCCGAGCCUUUUAGAGAGCCUGUGGACUUGCAGGAGUACCCUGAUUACUUGGACAUUGUCGACACGCCCAUGGACUUUGGAACGGUCCUAGCGACUCUGUUGGGUGGAGGAUAUGAAUCUCCCAUGGAUCUCUGUAAAGACGUCCGCCUCAUUUUUAGCAACUCCAAGGCCUACACACCCAGCAAGAGGUCAAGGAUCUACAGUAUGAAUCUACGUCUCUCUGCACUGUUCGAAGAACAUUUCAGUUCCAUCUUGGCAGAGUAUAAAUCUGUCCAGCAUCUCCAUAGUGACCGGUUGACACGACAGCGUUUGCACACAGAACGUCUGACCAGGCAGACAAUGAAGAGGAGAAGAGGAAGCUCCUCCCCCUCCAGUACAGCCUCCAGCCCUGAAAGAAAAAGGCGUGUCACUUCUCGACCGACUCCCUCUACUGACGUUGCAGCUGCGCCCACUCCAUCUGCCGCCUCUCGGCCGCCCUCGCUCCGGCAGAAUCUUCCACACGUCAACGGAAAGGCGGAGCCUGCUGCUGCCACCGUCCGAACUCGCAGCUCAGCACGUUUCGGGUCGCAACCCUCAGACCCGCCCCCUUCUCCUCCAGCGCCGCCUCCAGCACCUACUCACAGUAAGAGUGUAGCUGAGCCCUCCUCCAGAACCCUUCGAGCUCAGAAUUCCCACACACCUCCAGGGAUCUCCAAGGAGACAGAGAAUGCAUCAGUGUCCCCUGGAAAUGAGGGAGGACUGAGAGAAAGGGCACGGAGAAAGCUGCGCACCCCUGUGAGACACACCCCAGGUCCGGUACAUCAUAACUCAGUUGCUCAGAAUAGUAUUCAUCUGAAUGGCCACAGUAGUCACGUGACCUUGGGCGUGGGCCGAAGAGGACGAAGACCAAAAUCAGAAACCCAAAUAAGGACGGUGGUGGUACCUGAGCCUGCCCCUGUACCUCGCCCCCCUGGUAAAAAGCGAGGGAGGAAGAGUAAGAAAGAACUGGAGGCCAUGAGGAGAAAUGCCUCAAACGAACACGAGCCUGAGCAGUCGACCAGCGAUGAAGCUGGAGCUUCUUCCUCCACUCAGGACGGUGUCUUAUCAGACUCAGGUCCAGAACCUCCGGAGAGGCCCCGCAGGGGUAGACCACGAUUGGUCAAGACGUCGGAAACGGCCCCGCCCAUCCCGGUACCCUCGACUCCUGUAGCUCUGAGGAGAAGUAGUCGCCGUAGCAACGAGGAGGCCACGCCCCCCAUCCCUGUCCCUGUUCCUGCCCUGGGGGAGGUCCCAGAACUGGACGAGUCGGAAUCAGGGCAGGACGGAAGCUCGAAAGGGCCUAUGAGGACGCGUAACCAGGGCCGUCGGACUGCCUUCUAUAAUGAGGAAGACUCGGAGGAAGAGCAGAGACAGCUUCUGUUUGAGGAUGUGUCAAUCACCUUUGGCACCUCAAGCAAAGGCCGGGUCCGUAAGCUGACGGAGAAGGCCAAGGCUAACCUCAUAGGCUGGUAACCACGGCAAACUAUCUGUCUGCCUCCUCCACCCCCCCAACCGCUGUCCCAUGGUUCUUUUAGGGGGAGGCAACAUCACUUCUGCUGCUAUUGGACUCUUUCUGAGUCUGUUUAUCUGACUCUUGAACUCUGGCACGUUGAUUAUGACUCUUACACUUGACUCUUUGACUCCUGUGAGUGACUCUGUAAGAGUGAUCCUAGA